CGCCAAAGGAGAUUCUCAUCGGCGUCAAAUCACAACUCCCCAUUUUUGUUGGCGCAUCGCAGUUCGCAGCCGGAGAUCAAACGGUUGAGUGGGGCUUUCAAUGCGCCCACAAAUAUCGAAGUCGAAAGGCAUGAAGACCAUAAGAAAAGCUCGAGGGGGGCUGAUAGGCUUCGAAAGUGGGAAGAUAGAGUCAAGGGGUGGAAAAGUCGUCUUGAGUUGCCCGACUUCCAAGAUCCACGUGUUUCAUAUUCUGGAUCGGCGAUAACAUCGCGUGUUUACUGCGGGGAGGCAAGAGGCGCACCUGUUGCGGGAGAAACCUGCAUUGAACCUGCGUCUGUAGUGGAAGCGGCCAUGCUUGGCCGCGGGUGGGCAUAUCGACGUGGACAAACAACAGUCAUCAUGGGCCACUACCCCGAAAUCAGAGUCUCAGAGCAUGAGCACUCUGACUUACGACAUGAUUCCGCAUCAUCAGUCACCAAGUCAAAGGUCUCCCGCGCCCCACCAACUCAACGACUAGACUCCAACGACACAUUACCGGAGUCUGUGUCCUCCCCAGACUCAGCACAACAUCUAAUCGACUCCGACUCUGCAGAGGUUGACACGGUCGGCGACAUGGACCUAAACUCACAUACGGUCGAGGCCGAGUACAGGCGGUACACGCACGCGCCGCCGCCGUACUCGGAGGAUGCGUACGAUGGGAAGACUGAGGAUGAACAGAACGGAAUGCGGAUCAGAGACUACGCAAGGGAGAUUUCGAGGCAGAUGGGGAAGCAAUUGGUGAAGGAUUUGACGAGUCCACAGGUUGAGUAA
Messenger RNA from Dothidotthia symphoricarpi CBS 119687, 810 nucleotides. RefSeq lists its product as uncharacterized. The transcript has 3 exons. The annotation marks the transcript as partial. NCBI's taxonomy places the organism in Eukaryota, Fungi, Ascomycota, Dothideomycetes, Pleosporales, Dothidotthiaceae. The record is from RefSeq and is a predicted model, not a curated record.